CUUAUUAAAGAGUGGCGGGCCAACUGAUAGCUCUGCUGCUGGCUUAACCUUGUUACUGCUACCUGGUUUGCCUCGGUGCUGUUUCCUCGUCUUCUUUCUUCUUGACUUGAAGAUUAAAUCACUAUCAGAAAAAGAUGCUAGGCGCGCUUCGCACUUUUUUAACCCAUGGAAAUGUUGUCAAGGAUUCACUCUUGCAACAUCUCCGUGUUUCGAGUCCAGUCUUGCGGCCCAUUGUGUUUUCUCGUUUUGAAUCAGUCUCCUCUGCUCCUAUUGAGGAGCAUGGCUUCGAGAGCACCACAAUUGCUGACAUCCUCAAAGAAAAAGGUAAGAGUGCUGAUGGUUCAUGGCUGUGGUGCACUACGGAUGACAGCGUUUAUGAUGCUGUCAAGUCGAUGACACAUCACAACGUUGGGGCCUUGGUGGUUGUCAAACAUGGUGAGCAGAAUUCAAUUGCAGGAAUCAUCACAGAGAGGGACUAUCUGCGGAAGAUAAUUGUGCAGGGAAGAUCGUCCAAGUCAACCAAGGUUGGGGAUAUCAUGACUGAAGAGAACAAGCUUAUUACUGUCACGCAUGAUACCAAAGUUCUGAAGGCAAUGCAAUUAAUGACAGAUAAACGCAUUAGGCACAUUCCUGUGAUUGAUGAUAAGGGAAUGAUUGGCAUGGUAUCUAUUGGAGAUGUUGUUCGUGCCGUGGUGAAUGAAUACAGGGAGGAGCUGGACCGUCUGAAUGCAUACAUACAUGGAGGUUAUUGAGACAAGAUGAUGAUGAUGAUGAUGCUGAUGACAAACAUAACAAGGUGCUGUUAAUAUACCUGCUCUUGGAAGACAGCAAGCCUAUAAGAGUUUGUAAAUAUGGUUUGUAUGGAUAAUCUACUCUGAUGUGAAUAUGCAAAUGUUCAGCUGUUUUUGUUUUAUAUAUCCUUUCAAUAUUGGGUUAAUAAGAAGCACUCUGAUGUCGCUUAA
Molecule: messenger RNA, 962 nt
Organism: Populus euphratica (Euphrates poplar)
Lineage: Eukaryota; Viridiplantae; Streptophyta; Magnoliopsida; Malpighiales; Salicaceae
Product: CBS domain-containing protein CBSX3, mitochondrial-like
Exons: 6
Coding region: 135-752 (205 amino acids)
Source: RefSeq, a predicted model, not a curated record